CUGCGCACGCGCGGCGCCGCGUGACCUCCCUCCGAGGAGGAAGCGCGGGGUGCGAUGGCGGCGCUGAUGGCUAGGCUCAGCCGGGGCUGCCCGGGCCUCCGCGCCGCUUCGCGCUUUCCCCUCGCCUCUGUCGCCGCCGCGCCGCCGCUGCACCGCCCCUCAGCGCCGCCGGGACCCCCGCGGUCGCUCAGCUUUUCGGCGGCAGAACUGGUGCGCGCCGCGCCGGGUCCGCUGCGUCCCUACCUGCGCCUCAUGCGGCUGCAUCAGCCCGCGGGUACGUGGCUGCUAUACCUGCCAUGCACCUGGAGCAUCGGACUUGCGGCCGAGCCGGGCUGCCUCCCGGACUGGCACAUGCUGUCCCUCUUCGGCGUUGGAGCAGUGCUUAUGCGUGGAGCUGGCUGCACCAUCAAUGACAUGUGGGACCGCGACUAUGACAAAAAGGUUGUGAGGACAGCAAGUAGGCCCCUGGCAGCUGGAGACAUCUCCACUUUUCAGUCCUUUGUUUUUCUUGGUGGACAGCUUAGCUUGGCUCUUUGUGUGCUUAUGUGCCUGAAUUACUAUAGUAUCUUUCUGGGAGCAGCCUCUUUAUCCCUUGUGAUCACCUACCCACUGAUGAAGAGAAUAACAUACUGGCCGCAGUUAGUUCUGGGACUUACAUUUAAUUGGGGAGCCCUUCUUGGCUGGUCUGCCAUCAAAGGGUCAUGUGAGUGGUCUGUGUGCCUGCCCUUGUAUCUAGCUGGAGUAAUGUGGACACUGGUAUAUGAUACCAUUUACGCACAUCAGGAUAAGAGGGAUGACAUCAUCAUUGGUGUGAAGUCAACAGCAUUACAAUUCAAGGAGGAUACAAAGCAGUGGCUUAGUGGCUUCAGUCUUGCAAUGCUUCUGAGUUUGUGCAUGGCAGGGAUGAAUUGUGACCAGACGUUCCCAUAUUACUCAGCUGUGGCUGCCAUAGGGGCUCACCUUGCGCAUCAGAUUUACACUUUGGACAUAGACAAACCUGAAGACUGUUGGAAGAAAUUUGCUUCAAAUCGUACUGUAGGAGUUCUGCUUUUCAUAGGGAUUGUGCUUGGAAAUCUGUGGAAACGAAAAGACUCAGAAAAUCUAGAAGGACCUUUAGAAGACAGGUAGUUGAAAUUACUGUAAAUACUGGUAUUUUAGUCCAACUAAAAUGUAAGUACUGUAAGAAAGAGAACACUUCUGAUAACUGUAGCUGCUUUAUACUGUUUAUUUACAAAAGCCAGUGAAACUGUUCUUGUUUCUAAAAACAUACAAAUGAGAUUAUCAUACAAUGUGAGUUCUGAUUACCCUUAAAUGACUUCAACCUCCACAGAAGCUUCAACAAGUUAAGCUGCCCUGCUGGUCUUGUGUAGUACUAGCAAACUUCUGUCAAGCUCUUAAGGCUGCAAAACCAAGAUUUUAUAUGAAACAGAUGUCUCUAAAUGACGGUACAUGGGAAAAUACAGUGUGAUUUCAGGAUGUAAAUAAAAUCUGGCUGUACAUGUUUGAUGUUCUGAUUUAUUGCGUAUGUAAUUUUCAACUUAAUUUGGAGCUUGUGUGAAAGAAUCUCGAUAGAAGUUUUUAUUGUGAGAAUGUCUAGAAGCAGUCAGGCCUCUGUGAGUGUAUGAGGUCCAGAAUAAGAAGUUAAUAGAGAAGUGUUUAAAAUUACCUUGUGCUUUUGCUAUGAUUGCUGACACCGUUUCCUUUUCACAUGAAAAGGACAGGCUUCUGCAAAGGUACUGGCACAGAGUGAGGUGAGCUCGUUUAUCAAGAAUGAUUUGGACAGGAACUACUGACUUUCAAGAAACGAAACCAGAACAGCUCAGCUGUUACCAAGUGUGCAUGACUGAGCUACAAAUGGAUCAUGCAAAGUCUGAGCUAAAGCAGAACCAAUUAUCUAACUUUUCAGCUAAGCCUCUUCUAAGUAACUUCAAUUUCUGAAAAUUAAUAACAUGCUUUUCAGACAGUGUCUGCCUCUGCAAGUGAUAAGCCUGAUGUUUAUCACCAAGGUAACGGGACAUUGGUACGUAGAGAGGCCAUUGCUUAUACUUAUUUCUGUGUAAAACAAGGCCAUCCUAGAAUUAGUGGGAUGCACGUGCACCAAGGGGACAGGACAGGUGACCCAAAACUGAUAGAUUAGGUAUUCCAUGCCAUAUAUGUCAUACUCGGUAUAAAGCUCAUGAUCAUGAGGGUCAAGCUCUCUUCUUUGAGAGAUGAUAUUUGGGAUUCACAUUUCCUGGCCAGGACCAAGCUCUAUGGUAUCUGUGUUCCCACUUGCGGUUCCUAUGCCCAGGUGCUGUUUCCAAGUUCCCCUGGUACAUGAGGUAAUGGAAAUAAUGUACUUGUUUGCAUUUUAUCCAUGGCUUUGUGGUUGUUUGUGUGUCCUGCUCACACACCUAUAAACAAUAAGAAUAGCAGCUGCAGGUUAACAACUACAGUGCUCCAAACCAUUCAUGUUUUCAACUGGCUUAUGCCCUGUCAGUUAUCUCAUUUGCACAAUAGUUAGCCUUUUCUUUGACUCAUAGCAUUAAAGAGCUUGUAUGGUGCAUUUUGGAAGGAGCAGCAGACACGCCUGUUCCAGGAAAAUGAUACAAUGGAGUUGACCUCAGUUUACAUGCUGGUAGACAAUGCAGGCAUGCUUUUCUUCACGGGUAGCUUUGUGUAUGCCUUCAUGUGGGGCCAUGGCUUAGUGAUGCAGAGUGUUUGCCAAACUUAUUAUGGUAUUCCAACAACCUUUCCUGAAGUCUGCACUGCUCCUUGAGUGGUGGGGCACAUCUGUGUGUGCAGACAUAUCAAAAAUCAAGCUGCAAACUGCUCUAGUUCUGAAAACGGGUAUCACAGUUUAAGGUUAUUUAAACCAAUAUAUCUGACAGAUAUUGGAGUCCAGAGCUAUGGCUUCAGGGUUUGCUAACUAAUUUGCAUUACCGAUAAUGGGGAACAGGCGAAGAAGUUCCCAUUGCAGUAAAAUGAGGCAGUGUAAAAGUGAGUCAGCGGCUUUAGUCACAGGAAAUCCUUGAGGCUGGAAAAGGCUUCCAUGAGUUCUGAACACUUCUUUUUAACGUACAACUUGUAAAGUUGUUUUUUCUUGUGCUAUUUGAGCAAGUGAUAUCAAAUAUAUUUUGAGCAAACUAGGAAGAGUAGAUUUUUUAGGCUGACUAGGUAUAAGAUGGAAAUACGUGAAAAAGUUAGAAAGUUGUAACUGCUUUUAGGGCCUUCUUGGUCCUUAUGCAGAAAUUGCUCUUGAACAGUGUUUAUAGUUUUGGGAUGGAGGAAGUAUUAAGUUGAAGAAAAGAUGUUUAUAAAUGAAAAUAAUAGAUUUCUGAAUAAUAAUGUAACAAAUUAUGUAUUUUAUAGAGGGAGAAUUGAAUGUAUCUAACUUCACAUUGAACUUUGUUUAUAAGGCAUUUACUAGUAAUAAAAAAGUCUAGUGAUGU
Messenger RNA from Cuculus canorus (common cuckoo), 3431 nucleotides. It is a transcript of the gene COQ2, whose product is annotated as coenzyme Q2, polyprenyltransferase. Gene Ontology annotation, biological process: ubiquinone biosynthetic process. Bases 55 to 1128 code for a protein of 357 amino acids. Lineage: Eukaryota; Metazoa; Chordata; Aves; Cuculiformes; Cuculidae. Gene Ontology annotation, cellular component: mitochondrial inner membrane. The transcript is spliced from 7 exons. The record is from RefSeq and is a predicted model, not a curated record.